Balearica regulorum gibbericeps (East African grey crowned-crane) is the source of this 810-nucleotide messenger RNA. Lineage: Eukaryota; Metazoa; Chordata; Aves; Gruiformes; Gruidae. The record is from RefSeq and is a predicted model, not a curated record.
UCGGGCUGCCCCAUGCCCCAGCUCGAUCCCCGCGUCCUGGAGGUCUACAGGGGCGUCAGAGAGGUGCUGUCCAAAUACAGGAGCGGGAAACUCCCCAAGGCAUUUAAAAUCAUUCCUGCCUUGUCCAACUGGGAGCAGAUCCUCUACAUCACAGAGCCGGAGACAUGGACAGCAGCAGCCAUGUACCAAGCCACCAGGAUAUUUUCAUCUAACCUGAAAGAGAGGAUGGCCCAGCGGUUCUACAACCUGGUGCUGCUGCCACGGGUCAGGGAUGACAUCAGCGAGUAUAAGCGCCUCAAUUUUCACCUCUACAUGGCUUUGAAGAAGGCUCUGUUCAAGCCAGCAGCCUGGUUCAAAGGGAUCCUCAUCCCCCUGUGCGAGUCAGGGACCUGCACGCUGCGGGAGGCCAUCAUCAUCGGCAGCAUCCUCACCAAGUGCUCCAUCCCUGUGCUCCACUCCAGCGCGGCCAUGCUGAAGAUCGCUGAGAUGCAGUACAGCGGCGCCAACAGCAUUUUCCUACGGCUGCUCAUCGACAAGAAGUACGCCCUGCCCUUCCGCGUGGUGGAUGCCCUCGUCUUCCACUUCCUGGCCUUCCGCACGGACCAGCGGGUGCUGCCCGUGCUGUGGCACCAGAGCUUCCUGGCCUUUGCCCAGCGCUACAAGGAGGACCUCUCCUCGGAGCAGAAGGAGGCUUUGCUCGAGCUACUCAAGUUCCACAGCCAUCCGCAGAUCUCGCAGGAGAUCCGGAGAGAGCUGGUGAACUCCAAGACGCGGGAUGUGGAGGGGCAGCAGCCCGUGGCCAUGGAGUGA